Penicillium hordei is the source of this 4854-nucleotide messenger RNA. RefSeq names its product transferase family protein. The transcript is spliced from 6 exons. NCBI's taxonomy places the organism in Eukaryota, Fungi, Ascomycota, Eurotiomycetes, Eurotiales, Aspergillaceae. The record is from RefSeq and is a predicted model, not a curated record. The coding region runs from base 1 to 4854 and encodes 1617 amino acids.
AUGCCGUCGCUGGACACUCGCCCUCCUGAAUCCAACAUGAUGCCAAUCUCUUCAACUGUUAAAUCAGAUAACAGUCCUUUUGCCAGCUCCCUGCAGUCUACUAGUCACGUCAAAGAGAUCUCGCGGCUCAUCUUGGAUAUCUUUCUGGAGUAUGCUCUCAACAAGUUCAAUUAUUCAGAAGAUCGCCUUGAGGGCUAUGGAGAUGGCUUUCUUUCUGUCAUUGGCCGAUUUGUCUCUGAAGGUGCGCGUGUGCAAGCUUGUCUACCUGCUUUCCCUUUCAAGUCCGCGAACAAAGUGUACAAGGUGCUCGGCAGCUUGCCAGACAAAGCAGAGGAGCUCGCUCUAGAGCGAUUAAAUACCCUGUGCAAGCGUGUUCAGGAUAUCUACCCUCCGGGUGCUGAUAUUGUCAUUAUCUCGGAUGGCAUUACCUAUAAUGACUUGUUGUGUAUCCCCGACCAAGAAACCUGGAAGUAUGGCGAAGCCUUACGCGAGAUGGCUGUCAAGAACGGUUUCGACAAUAUUUCGUUCUCAAGGAUUCGAGACCUUCUUGAGUUUCCUCUGCCGGAGAAAAUGAGUGAGAUUAUCUAUGUGGCCAACUGUACCACCUUCCGUCGCUUGCUUUUGAAUAAAUAUGGCAAUCCUAACCUCAACAUUGACCAUGAAAUUGCCACCAAUCCAGAUAUCAAGUUGACAUAUCUGGGAUAUAAGCGAUUUUUGGAGUCUGAUCUUCAGUACAUUUUUCCUCGGGGGAAGAAUCGCUCAGCCCACAGUUACAAACGAGAUUGCAAGUAUGUGGCCAAGCAGAUGCUGACAAGAGGAUAUGCGUUUACAGGAGCGAUCAAGGACGCCUUCCCCAACCAUCUGCGACUUUCAAUCCACGAAUCAAUUUGCGGUACCAAGCUACCCAUCAGCUUGUUAAACACCAAGACAGGCUUUACUACUCCAUGGCACUGCUGUGUUGCUGAAUUAGCAGAUGGAGUGUGGGUUAGUGCGCCUAUGGGCGAGUUCAGCAAAGAUACCCGCUUGGAACUUGUCCAUGUCAAAGGAAAACCCAGUCACUAUCAAGAAAAGCUGCACCAUGGCGACCAUAUCGCUAUCAACGAGGCGACAGCGAGCUACCUUCAGUCGGCCAAGUCCAUCGAUGUCAAUGCGUAUGUCAACGGUACAUUGAAUAAUGGAUCGCCAUCUUCAUCAUCCUCUAGCCAGGUUUCCGUCUCUUCGUCUGAGGGAAAAUCACCAGGAAGCAGGUCCACCACACCGGAUAUGCAAUCAGUGCAAAAGAUCUCGCCUGCGCAAUCUGGUCUACGUAUCACGUUCAAUGAGGCGUCUGACCUUGCACCACUACAGCCAGAGACAAAGCCCACAGUAUCAACGCCAUACGGUAGGAGGCUGAUCCCUCAGAUAAUGGAUAGUCUUGCUUCUGUCGACUCUGAGCGGACCAUCUUCUCUCUUGCAUCACUAUCGGACGGGCUACUCAAACUCAACCCUGUCUCCGCUCGACAGUUUACUAGAGCAGUUGACAAGACUGCUUGGUGGCUUCGUGAUCAAGUUGGCAUCCCCGACUCAAUUCAACCUGUGGCUUAUAUUGGACCGCACGAUCUCCGACAUAUUCUGCUGACAUAUGCAUGCGUCAAGGCAGGCUACGCGGCUUUGUUCUUGUCGCCCAAAAACAACACGGACGGAGUUCUCGCAGUUCUCACGGCAACAAACUGCAAUAUCUGGGUCAACGCGGUCGACGCUUCUCCGAUCCCUUUAGUCAAAGACGUUCUUCAGAACCGACCUAUGACGUCUUUGCAACUUCCUCUGCUCCACGAGCUACUUGAUAACGAGUCUACCGAAGCCUUCCCGUAUACCAAAACUUUUGAAGAGGCCAAAAAUGAUCCAUUCUGCUUCUUGCAUACAUCUGGAAGCACUGGACUACCUAAGCCCAUUCCCUGGUCCCACGGGCUGAUUGGCACCAUGGAUGCAGUAAGACUGCUCCCACCCGUGGGUGAAAAUGCCGAUUUGGUUCCUUGGACUUCAGGCUGGGAUGAGGGGGACAAGAUAUACUCAUCAUUUCCAAUGAGCCACGGUGCUGGAAUUAUCAUGGAUAUUUUGAUGCCUGCACUGUUCAAUCUCCAUUGUGUCCUGGGGCCAGUUGGUGUUUUGCCAAACCUUAAUCUUGUGGAAAUAUUAGCCGUGAAAGCUAAGAUUGCCAUAUGGAGUAUGGUCCCAUCCCUUGUUGAUGAACUGGGUGAAACCCCCGAAGUUUUAGCAAAACUUCAGUCGAGCAAAUUCAUCUGUGCAUCUGGAGGUCCCGUUAGUCCUGUCAGUGCUGGCAAGGUGAAUGAGGUUGUCAGGGUGCUCAACUUGACUGGUACGACAGAAGGUCUCUUUAUUGGGAAUCUGAAGACAGAGCGAGAAGACUGGUUCUGGUUCUGCUUCCAUCCAUACUCUGGCUUCCAGUUCAAAGAGCUCGAAGCGGAUACCUAUGAGCACUGGGUGCAUCGCAAUCAACAUUGGCCUCUCUUCCAGGGUAUCUUCCACACGUUUCCAGAUAAAGAUUCCAUCAACUUCAAGGACCUAUACAUGAAGCACCCUACCAAGCCCAACCUGUGGGCCUUCAAGGGAAGAAGUGAUGAUCUUGUGGUUUUGUCGAAUGGGUACAAGAUAUCGCCGCUUGAGACGGAGGCAUUUAUCACCACACACCCUGCCAUUACUGGAUGCCUUAUUUUUGGAACUGGAAAGCCUCAAGCGGCCCUACUCAUCGAACUGAAGGACCCGUCGAAUAAAACGGCUGAUCUCAUUGACAGUAUUUGGCAAACGAUCCAGACGGCCAAUGCCAUGUCGAGACACAAGAACCAGUUACUGAGAGAUUUCGUCACUUUCGCACAACCCGACAUGCCCUUCCUACGGACAGACAAGGGAACAGUCAAACGAUCAGCCACAUUGGCGUUGUAUUCCGACUACAUCGAGCGUUUCUACAGUUCACGCAGUGAUGAAAUCGAUAGCGCUAUUAGUCUGGAUCUGAGCUCUAUCAGUUCGAUCGAGGACUCCAUCCGCACGAUCGUCGGCCCUUUACUUUCCGAACCCCAGGACACCCCGCCUAAUGCGGAUUUGUUUGUAUUUGGGCUUGACUCUCUAGGCGUCUUUGCAGCUGUCAAAGCACUUCGAGUAGCUUCGGGUUUGGGUGAUAAAAUCGCUCCUCGACACGUUUACGCUAAUCCAACUAUUGCGAGCCUUGCCACCACGGUCUCCAACCUGAUGGAUGAAGCACAGAGUGUUAAAGAUGAUAUUCCUCUGGAUCAAAUCCGGGAUGAUACCUCUGAGUUAAAUGAUAUGAUCGCCCAGCACAGGGCGCGGCAAUCAUUCCGCUUGAACGCCUUCGACUAUGUCAACCCUAACCACGGGAUGGGAAUUGUACUUUACUUCUCUAUCCAUGAGGAAACAUCAUUUGAGCAAGUCUUUGCCAAUCUUCAGGAAGGACUCAAUCGCACAUUCGAUAUGAUACCAGCUCUCAGUGGCAAGAUGAUGCACUGCUCCGAGCAAGAAAUUGGCUACAGCAAAGGAGACCUCUGCGUGACAAUUCCGCCACUGUCCAUGGCGGCUUCUGCACGAGACCGCCUCCUGUACAAGGAUCUCUCAGAAGUUCUUCCAUCCUUUGAGAAGUUACGGGAAGCGGGGUUCCCACCGUCUGCGUUCAAGGACGGCCUCGUCCUGCGAGACGAUCCCUUCCCCAAAUUCCCAGCAGACAUUUUCUCAGGUCAAGUAAACUUCGUUUCUGGUGGCUGCGUAGUUGCAGUUGAUCUGAACCACUGCUGCCUCGACGGUGUCGGAGCCAUGGUCAUCCUCAAGGCCUGGGCGGAAAACUGCAGAUAUUUACAAGGUGAUCACACGGCAACUUGCAACUGGUAUAACCCUGAGAGCUUCAAUCACGCCUUGCCAGAGAUUAUUCACGAGCAAGAAGGAUGGGCUCGACCAGUCGAAGAGAUUGAUCCUGGCACAUGGGGUUUCUUGCCCUUCUUCCCACCUGACAACAACAAAAGCAAAGAAACCCUCGUUGAUCUCAAGGACCAUGCAUUACCUCCUGCGCCUGAUUUCAAGUUGCAUGAUGUUUGGCCACUUCCCCGGGCUGAGCGGUGUCUUAAAACGACCCUCUUCCUGAUUAAGCCGGACAAGCUUGAGAAGAUGAGGCAACAUGUCAUUUCUGACCCCGAAGCGAAGGGGGUAAUCAAAUCGAUCAGUGACAUUGUGCAAGCCUUCCUGUGGCGAGCUGCUAUUAGAGUACGAUACAGGGUAGCCAAGGAGAUCCGUAAGCAGACGUUCAGGCCAGACGAGGUGUCUAUUCUUGAGCUACCCACGGAUGGCCGUCCAUACUUCUCUUCACUAUUGCCCUCGACAUAUAUGGGCAGUUUACUUAUUCUCAAUCGAUCAACUAUGCCGAUCGAGACACUGUGCUCCAAUGAGACGAGCAUUGGCCGUGUCGCUUAUCUCCUCCGCCAAUCAGCCGCGCGCAUCACCCCUUCAGUCGUCCACGACGCGUUUUCAAUUCUGCAGUCACUGCCCGACCAUGGUCGAUUUUCGACGGCGAAUAUGGGUCUUGAACAUAUGAAUGCUAUGAUUUCCAACAUGAUGCUAUUCCCCGCCAAUGAGGUUUGUUUUGGAAAUGCCUUAUUUGCUAAUGGAGGGUUGCCCGAGUCUUUAAGACCACAGCUUGAGCGUGGAAAUGGGCGAUUCCGAUUCCUCGUUAUUUUCCCUAUCAGGGAAGACGGGGGGAUAGAGCUUGCCUUUGGUACGCAUCCGGAGGAGUUGGAGAUGUUCCAGGCAGAUGAAGAGUUUACGAAGUAUGCUGAACUUGUAGAUACGUGCUGCUGA